Molecule: messenger RNA, 2291 nt
Organism: Hordeum vulgare subsp. vulgare (domesticated barley)
Lineage: Eukaryota; Viridiplantae; Streptophyta; Magnoliopsida; Poales; Poaceae
Product: beta-glucuronosyltransferase GlcAT14B-like
Exons: 3
Coding region: 577-2097 (506 amino acids)
Cellular component (GO): membrane
Molecular function (GO): glucuronosyltransferase activity
Source: RefSeq, a predicted model, not a curated record
UCUCCGGCAUCAAUUAAUAGUAACCGCUCCCCCCGCAAUACCUGCCAUCUCUCCUCCUCCACCACCACCAUCGAUCUACUCUCCCUUACUUUCUCUCUCUCUCUCUGCUCGACUAGAUCGAUCUUCCUCUUCUUGGCUGGUCGAUUUUCUUCGUCGUCCUCUGUGACGAAGGUGCUGUCGUCGUCGAUCGAUUGGUUGAUUUAUUGAUCGAUCGAGUGUUCCAACAACUGGUCAAUAGCUGGGAUCCUAGGUCGUCUGCUCAGUUGCAUCACCAUCGCCUUCAAUUCCACUCGUUUUCAAGCUCCCAUCGUUGAUCGGAUCAAAGGGGUUGGGAUUUACCCUAAUCUAACCUAACCUAACCUAACCUCGCGACCGGAUUCCCCUCACCACUUGACAUUGGUCCACCCGACCGGAUUCCUUGUCGAUCGCAACAAGGAUUUUUUCUUUGCACCUCUCGUAUCCUACAUACGUAGCGCGCGCGCGAGUCCGUGCGGGCUCGGUAGCGGUUCGCACGAUACCACGUCCAGAUAAUUGGCAGUUGCGAUUCAUAGCGCGCGCGCGGCCGAUCGGGGCUGCAUGGGGGCCAACGGCCGCGGUGAGCACCACUCGCCCUCGUCGGCCAAGACGUCCCCUCGCGGCGCUGCUGGAGGUGGAGGUGGCGAGCAAUACUCCUCAGCGGCCAAGUCUCCGCGCGCCGGAGGUGGUGGCGGAGGCGAGCACUACUCGUCGUCGAGCAAGUCCCCGCGCGCCGGCAUCUGCGGCGGCGUGUCGUCCCUGCUGCCGAGCGGCGCCGUGGCGUCGCUGCUCGAGAGCAGGUGGGCAAUCUCGGCCGCGCUCACCGUGUUCCUGUUCCUUGCGGUCACGCUCACCGUAACGUCGUCGUCGUCGUCGUCGCUGUCUCCCGUCUCGGCCUCCUUCUUCUCCUUCCUCCCGGCCGGCCGGGCCGACUACGUCGAGCCGAAAGUCCAGCAGCAGCAGCAGCAGCCGCAGGCCCCGGCGACCCCGCCGCCGCCUCCGCUCGGCGCCGGCGUGCCGCGUCUGGCCUACCUCAUCUCCGGGUCCAAGGGCGACCUGGACCGGCUGUGGCGCGCGCUGCACGCGCUCUACCACCCGCGCAACCUCUACGUGGUGCACCUGGACCGCGAGGCGCCCGUGGGCGAGCGGCUGGAGCUGGCGGCGCGGGUGGCCAACAGCACCGUGUUCCGCCGCGUCGGCAACGUGGAGGUGAUCCGGCGCGCCAACAUGGUGACCUACCGCGGGCCGACCAUGGUGGCCAACACCCUGCACGCCUGCGCUGUGCUCCUCCGCCGCAGCCGCGACUGGGACUGGUUCAUCAACCUCUCCGCCUCCGACUACCCGCUCAUGUCCCAGGACGAUGUUCUGCACGUAUUCUCGACGCUGCCGCGCAACGUCAACUUCAUCGAGCACACCAGCCGCCUCGGCUGGAAGGAGGGGCAGCGAGCGCAGCCGCUGAUCGUGGACCCAGGGCUGUACGCGUCGCAGAAGCAGGACAUCUUCUACGCGGCGACCCGGCGGGAGCUGCCGACGGCGUUCAGGCUGUACACGGGGUCGGCGUGGGUGGCGCUGACGCGGGACUUCGCCGAGUACGUGGUGUGGGGGUGGGACAACCUGCCGCGCACCCUCCUCAUGUACUACGCCAACUUCGUGUCCUCGCCGGAGGGCUACUUCCAGACGGUGCUCUGCAACGCGCCCCGGUUCGUGCCCACCGUGGCCAACCACGACCUCCACCACAUCCAGUGGGACGUGCCGCCGCGGCAGCACCCGCACGCGCUCACGCUCGGGGACAUGGACCGCAUGGUGCGCAGCGACGCGCCCUUCGCCCGCAAGUUCGCGCGCGACGACCCCGUGCUCGACGCCAUCGACGCGCAGCUGCUGGGCGGGCGCGGCGGCGGCAACGGCACGGCGGCGGCGGGGAUGUUCGUGCGGGGAGGCUGGUGCGGCGAGCAAGGGGACUGCGUCGGCGCCGCGGGCGCCGACGACUGGGUGCUCAGGCCGGGGCCGGGGGCUGAGAGGCUGCGCAGGCUCAUGGACCGGAUCGUCAGGUCGGAGGCGUUCGCGAACCGCCAGUGCAAGUAGCUCAGCUCGGCCGGAGAUGGUCGGCCAUGCGUGCAAGCCAGGUUAGCGUCACGCACGCACGCACUGUGUGGUGUGGUGUGAUGUUGAUGUGCUCGUUUCCUUUCACGCUUGUACAAAAUCAUGCAUCGGGGCGUACAUACCAUAUGACAUAUACAUACAUACACACAGCGAGAAAUAUAGAGAACUUCGUGAUA